Panicum virgatum (switchgrass) is the source of this 1191-nucleotide messenger RNA. RefSeq names its product disease resistance protein Pik-2-like. Gene Ontology annotation, biological process: defense response to other organism. The coding region runs from base 1 to 1191 and encodes 396 amino acids. The record is from RefSeq and is a predicted model, not a curated record. Gene Ontology annotation, molecular function: protein binding. NCBI's taxonomy places the organism in Eukaryota, Viridiplantae, Streptophyta, Magnoliopsida, Poales, Poaceae. The transcript has a single exon.
AUGGACCUGAUCUCGAGGAGUUGUGAAGGUAUACCGUUGUUAAUAACUGCAUUUGCUGCCAACAUAAAUGAAGCGCAGAAGACAUCUACGCAUUCCGUCGGGCUCAGGGGGCGGACUGCAGAAUUUCAUAGCGUGGAAGAAGGCCCACAGCUACCUGACCAAGUCAGGCGGGCAUUAAGCCAUAUUUGCAGGGACCUUCCUGUUGAGUUGAUGACAUUGUUACAGUACAUGAACAUGUUUCCACGUGGAUACAUGUUCGAGAAGGAUUGUCUUGUCAUGAAGUGGAUCGCCAAAGGGCUCACCCAUAGUGAGGGAGAAGCAGAGUGCCAUUUCUCCGAGCUGGUUGAUAGGAAUAUCUUCACCCUGGUACCACCAACCGGGGAACACAAUCUUGAUGAAGCUGAGCCCUGCCGAUGGCAGGUCAAUAAGCUUGUGCUACAGUUCAUUUCUUCCAUAAGAUCAAGGGCAGCUUUUGUUUUCACCAGAGACAUGCUCACCAGCUUAGAACCACCAACCAUAAGGCCCUUCAGUGAGAUUUGUAUGCCACGGUGGCUAGCCCUCCACUCUCCUGUGCCAGCAGAUAUCCAAGGGCUGAUGCAAACAAUUGAUCAUUGGGGUCAAAAUGUUCGGUCGCUAGCUGUAUCAGGCCUAGUGGACCAGGUACCUCUGAACAAGUUUAACUAUCUGGUGAUGCUGGAUUUGGAGGACUGGAAGAACUUAAAGGAUGAGGACCUAUUGCAGAUAUGCAACAGCAAAAUGUAUCUACUGAGGUACCUGAGCGUCAGGAAGACUCAGGUCAGCAAGCUCCCGCCGCAAAUCAAGGAACUUUGCAGUCUGAGGACAUUGGACGUGAGUCACACGCAGAUAAGUAAGCUCCCGUCACAAGCAUUUGAGCUAGGCCAUUUGAUCAAACUGGACCUAAGAAGCACAAAGAUAAGAAUGCUGUCAGAGAAAAUUGUGGGGCUACAAAAGCUUCAACACCUUCUUGUUGGUGGUGAUACAACCCUCAGUUUAAUCAAAUAUCCUCUGAGCUUCACGCCAGCUCUUGGUGACCUAGCCUCCCUGAGGGUGCUUGCAAUAACAUGCUCUUUUCAUCAGUGCAGUGACGAGGCCUACCAGGACGCGUGGCUGUCAUCCCUUGAAGAAAUGGAGGCAGCUCGAGUCUUUGACUAUACAUUGCGGGCUCGGUAG